AUGGAGCCGCAGCUGGCUGAAGCUGCCGGCACAGCUCAGCUCCCACGUCCGCUGGCCCGGGGCUGGUGUGCCUCCCACCCUUCCACCCUCCACAUGGUCAUUGAGGCGCUACGGGCCCAGGAUGAGAAGAAGGGCACCUCUGUGGUUGCCAUCAAGCGGUUCAUCCUGGCCAAGUACCCCACUGUAGACCCCAUCCGCCUCAAGUACCUGCUGAAGCAGGCACUGAGCAGGGGGCUGAGCCGGGGGGACCUGGUGCGGCCCCGCAACUCCUCUGCCGUGGGGGCCACCGGCCGCUUCAAGUUAGCCCCCAAGAACCUGCAGAACAACCAGCCACCAGGCCAGGCAGAUCCCGAUGGAGGACAGGCUCCGAAGCCGGGACGGAAAAGGACCACCAAGCCCGCCAGGGCCCCAGCAGCAGGCACGGUGAAGGAGAAGCCAACAGUGAAAGCAGCAAAGGAGAAGGUGACAGCAGCAAAGGCACAGGAGAAGCUGGCAGCAUCAAAGCAGAAACCGACAGUGGCGAAGGCGAAGCCCAGAGCAGGGCGAAGCCCGUGGGUGCGAGCAUGGCCCAGUGGUGAGGCUGGGUGGCUCUGGGCAUGGCGGCAGCCUGAGGUGCUCUCUUCCCUCCAGGCCCAGCCACCAGCAACAGCGAAGCCCAGGAGAGAUAGAGGGAAGCCCCUGCAGGCUGCCAACCGCCCUGGCAAAGGACAUUCACAGCCCGCCGUGGCUCUGGCUGCUGAGGAUGCAGGAGGAGGCGAUGGCCACAGCCUUGCGGGUGCUGGGGCAAAGGGAGCCCGAAAGGCCCCAGUGGGAAAGAGCAAGGGGAAGGCGCCUAAGGGGGAACAGCAAGAUGUCCCCAAGGUGCAGGGGGGUCAAGGCAAGGCAAGGAAGCCCCGGGCGGCCCCAGGAGCCGGCCAAGGGGAGGCCGGGCUGCGGAAGGCAGCCCCCCUGGCAGCAGGCAGGAAGGCACCAUAGGGGACCCAGGUGGCCCCGCUCCUUGUGGGAGCCCAGCCCUGCUUCCAGCCCUCGGGGUCCAGUUUGGUUUUAGUCCCCAGGACAGGUUUUAGCAAGAGGUGAACACAGAGUUAAUAAAGU
This is a messenger RNA of Chroicocephalus ridibundus (black-headed gull), 1095 nucleotides long. RefSeq names its product histone H1.8. Gene Ontology annotation, cellular component: nucleosome. The transcript has 5 exons. Gene Ontology annotation, molecular function: DNA binding. Lineage: Eukaryota; Metazoa; Chordata; Aves; Charadriiformes; Laridae. The record is from RefSeq and is a predicted model, not a curated record. Gene Ontology annotation, biological process: nucleosome assembly. Bases 1 to 975 code for a protein of 324 amino acids.